CUGCAGCAUAUCUCUCGCACUGUUCGCGUAUCAACACAAUGGCGCCCCGCUGGCGACAACCGCGACGCGCGCCGACGUCUACGGCCGCGGCAGUGGUCUUCGGCCAAGGAGACCUUUUGGCACUCAUCUUUGGCUUCCAAGCUGGCCUCCCGAAAGCGCUCAGCGACGCCGUGCGCGCCUACCGCGACAAGCUCCGCCACGUGCACUACCUCGACCACCCGGAUCUGCGCGAGCUCACGUCACCGCCGCUGCUGCGCGGCUACAUACUGUGCCGCCUCGUCGCCGAGGCGCGGAUCUCCGAGGCGCUACUUCUUCUGCGCUUCUUCCCGCUUCCAAAGGACGUUCUGCUCCCGCGUCGGCUCGUGCCCUUGACCCUUGCCGACACGAUGGACAAUGCGGCGCGCGCCGGCAGUCUGCCACUGCUUCAGGCACUGCAUAGCCGCCGGUUUGGCCGCUGCACAUCGCUAGCCAUGGACGUCGCGGCCGGCGCCGGUGACCUCGCGAUCGUUCAGUUUCUGUACCACGAGCGUCGCGAAGGCUGCUCGGUAAACGCGUACGACGUCGCACAGCGUCACCCGCGCAUUCUCGAGUUCCUUGAGGCGCACCGCCCCGACCAACCGCGGGGCACGCGACGUUCGCAGCUCGGACGUCUCGCGGCGUCAGUGCUCACGACCCGGCCGUUGUUUGCGCGCAUCACGCAGUACCAAGACCAUAUUCCGCGCGCGCUUGUCGACGCUUUCGCCGAGUUUAGAGAGAAGUUGCAUCACAUGCACUAUCUGGAUCACCCUGGUCUGUGCCACUUGGCGACCGACAUAUCCCUCUUUCGCGGCUACGUGCUGUGCCGGCUGAUCCACGACGCCCGCGUCCCCGAAGCUCUUCUGCUUCUGCGAACAUUUGGCCAGCGUCGAGAGAUAAAGCUCCUCUCGGCCCUCCCAAACGAUCUGAAGCGAACUGUCGACAACGCCGCGGCCGCCAAAAGUCUCGCGCUUGUUGCGGGCUUGCACGAAUGUCGCUUUGGCAAGUGCACGUCGCACGCCAUGGACAUUGCGGCCGCCAACGGCGACCUCGCGAUCGUUCAGUUUCUCCACGAACACCGCACCGAAGGCUGCACGCGCCGCGCGUUUGAGAUGGCAGCCAAGCACAAGCAUACAGAGGUGCUGGCAUUUUUAACCGCGCAUCGGCCAGCGGACCAGGCGAUCGUGGCGGACACGCCGGCGUGCAUACUGCAAUAAAUGUCCUUCUGAUACUAUGAACAACGCUGUAUAUAUAAGAACGUGUUUCGCGUUAUCUUC
Molecule: messenger RNA, 1292 nt
Organism: Saprolegnia diclina VS20
Lineage: Eukaryota; Oomycota; Saprolegniomycetes; Saprolegniales; Saprolegniaceae
Exons: 1
Coding region: 39-1232 (397 amino acids)
Molecular function (GO): protein binding
Source: RefSeq, a predicted model, not a curated record